Molecule: messenger RNA, 7115 nt
Organism: Solenopsis invicta (red fire ant)
Lineage: Eukaryota; Metazoa; Arthropoda; Insecta; Hymenoptera; Formicidae
Exons: 4
Coding region: 818-3355 (845 amino acids)
Source: RefSeq, a predicted model, not a curated record
AUUUGCUAAAUGUUUCUGAAGUAUUCCAAUUCCAUAUAAAAAAAAUCUAGGAAAGUUAUAAAAUUAUACAGAAAUUCUGAAAAAUCACAUAAAAAGUUCUAAGAAAAAUUUCACCAGGCUUGACACAUAAAAAGGAAUUAUAUUCGAAACGACGUGUUAUAAUUUACGAGAGCUAAAAGUUUUAUCGUGAGCGAUCGGUUGAAUUAAUUAACUUUGAUCUCGAUUUAAUUUACUUUUCAUCCCUUUCUAGUUCUACAAAUUAGAAAAGUAUAAAAAUAAGUUAAACCGAGAUCAAAAUUAAUCUGCAUUGCUGGAAGUGGACGUAAGUUAAUCGAGGGUUGGUCGAAGUCACUCCUAUCGUGGGUACGUCCCUGGAUUCCCCCAGCUCGUCGCGGGCCCGAAACGUCACGGCACUGGUCCUGGAGACGUUCGUGCUGGCUCGUGCCGACCGAGCGACGGAGACGACGGGUGACGAAGAAGAGCGGGGCCCCUCUCCGCGACGCGCUCGUCGCUCUUCUCGCGAUAACAAAAGGAGACUGAGGGAAGAGACGAGGAAAGAGAGAAUGCACCUGCACCGCCGCGCGUUGUUUGCACUGUGAAUCCUAUCCCCUCGCGGGCGCGAAUUAAUCGUCGCUGUCGGACGCGCGACGGAGACGGAGACGGCGACGGCGACGGCCCCGUCACACACUUGUGCACUCACGUCGCGGACGCCGAGGGAAGGAAGGGGUUAUGAGGCGCCAACGGCACCGCAGUGGCCGCGCCGUCAGACGAUAUUUUUGCAUUAUUAGCGAUAUCAUUCCCAGCGUGGCGGACCACCAUGGCGGAGAAGUGCAAGGAAUGCGGCUGUAAGUGUAACACUUGCAGCCAGGAUAAUCAGCAGCACUGUGACAUGCAUCUGCACGCGGAGAUAGAGAACCUACGUCAACGACUGCUUGAAAGAGACAACCACAUCGUGACGAUGGAGACGCAAUUCUUAAACGAGGCUGACAAGUUUCCAAAUGGGGAGCUGGCUUCCAUGAAGGAGGAACUGUCAUCGUUACAGGAUAAAUAUUCGCGCUUGUACGAGGCGCAUAAGAGGGUUCAGAAGGUCAAUCAAAAUUUGGAGGACAAGCUGCUGCGGAUAGUGGACAAAUGUGAGACGGAGAAAGGUGCCUUCACAAAGGACAUUGCGACUCUGUCUCGUAGAUUAGCCGAUGCGAAUUGUACGAUACGUCGAUUGACUCAGGACAAUGAAAAAUAUAGAAAUGACGUUAGUUUGGCUAUCCAAUUGCUUCAGUGUAAACCUUCCAACUUUGUGGGUCAGAAAUAUGAUUCGCUACCUUCUGAGGUGCAGGCUAAAGUGCGAACGUACGUCGCGCAGAAGCGGUGCUCUACGCAGGAUACGACGCAGCCAGACGUGAAGAGCAUCACCGUGCCAAUAUCUACAUUUCCGCCGACUGCGAUGGUGUACAAUAUCAGUAAACCUACGGUAGAAAAGCAUAGUGACGACGAUAGCGACGACAGCAAGCCACCGAUGGAUAUCGUGUCGGCGGCAAUUAUGGCAAAGGUUUUGGAGGAUCGUGAGAAGGAGAGAAUCUUUGCCAAGCACUGCGACACGUGCACGUGUCACAGAAGCAUCCUCACGGUCGAUACGGAGACGCAAACAUACGUGCCUGAUACAUUCCCUAUUUCCGAAGGUUAUUCACACAGUGUCGAAAAGCAAGUAUCGGAAGGUACGUCGAAUGAUGACAAGUAUCAAAGCAAAGACAAAUUUCAAUCGAAUCUCGCGACGCAUACGAUCUUCUAUGAGAUCAACGAAAACGGCAGCAAGAUUCGUCAUCAUAUGAAUGGCGAUUAUGUCAAGUAUGCCGUAUCGCAAGCUCCGUACAUCAAAGACAAAUUCGUCGGCAGGAGCAGUAGGAAUGAACAGGACUACACGACGGAGGAGAACGGCGUCACUACGAGGUCCAAUUUAAACAAGAAGAAUUUGUCUCAAAUUCACGAAAACAAGCGUUCAUGCUCAAAAUUAAAUGACCUUAACAGAAUAAAUAACGUCGACAAGAUGUCCAAACCACUCAGGGCCAAGUGCGAUUCUCCAGUCGAUAGUAGAUCUGCGAAGUAUUGGAACAAGAGCGAAAAGAACUUCUACGAACAUUUUGGCACCGGCUGCUUGGCACGCUCGGACAAUCCACUCUCCGACAAGCAGAUGCACAUCAACAUUAUCAACGAUAGACUAUGGAAAAACGAGUGGACAAAGUUGAAAUCCGAGACGGAUCCUUCGAAAGAGAGCAAGUGCAAAGUGAAUCGCGAUAUUGAGCUCGAUAUCAUUAACGAUCGCGAUUGGAAGAACGACAGGUCGACAGAGCGGCAGGAUGCGCGGAAUACCGCGCAAUUCACUGUGAUCGAGGUCAAGAGUCCGGACAACAAUAUGACGAAUCAUAACGACGGCAGUACGGGAGUAACGACCAGUCCGAGCUACAGCAGCGACAGCAUAGUCAUCUCCAGUUCCGAUCCGUCUAGCAGUUGCAGUGACGUUGCGCAAUCGUUGACCAGUGGUGCCUUCAAUUCAAGCGCCAAAUCCAACUCGAAUCAGAAUCGUAUAACCGGUCCGCGGAAUUGCCUAGUUCGGGUCACGCCAGGCUCAAAGAAUAUUCUGUUGGAUAAUGCCGGCCAUUACAAGACUGUAUUGUAUAGCAGUGGCGGCGGUGGCGGCAGUGGUGGUAGCGGUAAGAUUAGCACAGCCUUGGUGCACGCAAAGAAGACAUCUCGACCCGGUUCCGAGCGUUCGAUUUCAACCGGCAGCGAAGACGAUUCGCCACCGCCGGUGUUGCUGCAGGACAAUCAAUUGCAACGGGUAGCCGAGUGGGUACAGUCGUCGAUGUGUGUGGAGAAUUCCGCGGUGCAUGAUAGCAAUAAGAUUAAAUGUGUAGAAAAUGCUGCAAAUGACACUUUGUCAUCCUUGUAUCUGAACGAUUCUUUUACGAAUCACAACUCCUCGAAGCAAGACGGAAAUUUGGUUCGCAACGUUCGAGAUGCGCCGAAAAAAUUGUUGAACAACGUCGAAAGAUAUAGCGAGAAAAAUAUAAAUAACGAGCUCCUUGAUAUCUUGUCUGAGCGUAUAGAACAGGAUGAAAGCGAAAAUCUCAUAACAUUCGAAGACGAACAUUUGCUGAAUCCUCAAAAAGAUGUGGAGUACGAGGUGAAGGUGACGAAAGAGAUGGAGGAGACGUAUCUGAAGCUCGCGGCGAGCCUGGACCCGGUAACAUUGAGUCUGUCAAGUACCAGUAACGCUGAAUUGACAAUUGAAAAGUAUAGAAAGGAUCACAAAAGGCUUCACACGCAGAGAGUUCAAGACAAGGCGGGAUCAAAAGCUUAAUGUGUAUCUCAGCGAAUUCUUCGAAGACAAUUGACUAUAUCAAGCAGGGAGUUCCUUUAAAGAUAUAACAGAGCGUUAUUUUUUGUAACUAUAUCGAAGUAAGGCUGUACCAACACGAGUAACAUAGGGAAAAGAAAUCCUACGCGUCGCUGCAAGUAAGUUGGUUUCGUUUGCGUUCGUGAGAUCCGUAGGUUGAUUAUAAAGCGCAAGAUCUACACGAAAGAAAUUUAACCGAAUGUAAAAUUAAGUGCAACACGGUUUGAUCAUAAGUCAAUUAGAUAAUUAAUAAUUCUGGAACUUUGAGAGAAGACACGCUGAGUCACACAGAAAAUCGUUAUUUUAAGAUAUGAUUACGUUUCUUAUCAACAAUCUUUUUUUCAUAGUCAUGUAAACAAGAAUGUUGAAUCUCAAUGUUGAUUUGCGACUUUCUGUGUUCAUUUGCAUGUGUAAUUUUCCUCACAAGUUUGUCUCUUCGAUAUGUUGACUAAUAAUUUAUCAUUUUCGUGAUGUGCAUAACAUAUACGUAGUUUUGCUAGCUCUUUCUUUAAGUUCGAUGCAUAUUUAUUUUAGCACAUAUGUUAAUUUAUUCCAUCUUGUGUUAAGUUAAUUUAUCUUCAGAAUUAUAAAUAAAGUUGAAAUAUUUAAGAGCAAUUAUCACAGAAAAUGAUAUUAAAACGUGCCGUGUUGCAGUAAAGUUUACUAAUGGAUAUUAAACGCGUAUUAAUUUUAGUUAUAUAACAAUUAUACGGUCAGUGAAUAAUAUAUCUAAUUAUUUAAUUUUAUGGCGAAAAUAUGAAUAGUUAACCAUAUACAUAUAUAUACAUAUAUAUUUUUCCCAGUCUCGCGAAACUAUCGUGAACAACACACGCGGUGAAAAACAUAGAAACGACAAUAUUAUGAUUAACUUAUGAUACUCCCGGAAAAUAUUAUCCCUUUAUGUAUUAUUUUAUUUACGUCCAUCGUGUUAAUUUCUCUUCAUGGUGUAUUAAGUAUCCACGUUUAUACCAAAGCUAGGUCAAUUUGCGUCAAGGACACUUUAAUCCUUUGCGCUCGGAAUUAUGCUCGCUAUCGCCGAACUAUUUCGCGGCGCAAACGCUAAAUAUUUAAGAUAAGCAAUUUCUAGUAUACUCAGCUUUUAUAUAACGCUGCAGCAAAGAUCUCUCGCGCCGCUGCGCUAUGGAUGAUAUUAGGGUACAAAGGAUUAAAUGGUCAUUUAAUCUUUUUAGCCCGUUUGUCGACGCCACGAAUAAGCAUAAUUGGCAAUUUACCGCCGCAUUACCGACAUCCGUAAAUUCGUAAAAUACGCGCCGUUUUACGCGGAGAUUACAUUAAGUUUGAGAUUAUUAUUCGAAGGAUAAUAAUCGCAUCUGAUUUUACAAAGUGGUACUCUAGGCUCGAAGCAUUAAGUAACCUGCUUCUUCGCGUAAGUUUAAUUUAGACUGAUUUGUGUACAGCGGAGGAUUGCUUCCAAGCGCUUUAGUAACUUCAGUAAUUGUAGUCUCAUUCAUCGUACGGUCGAUAAGAAUGUGUUGAAUGUGUUACAAUAGUUCAAUGGAAACGCUCAUCUGAUUUAACGUUGGUCUAACAAGCUCGCCGUUCUGCUUGCGUUACUUGCGGAUAUGUAAUCGUACUUCGUUACGACGUUCGUAUAGCAAAUUUAGCCUCAGUUGUAUGCGCAAGCUCGAGUUAACUAGCUCUGGUUAAUCUCGUUCUUCCCUUACGAUCUCAUAAUACAAAUUUAGUUGAAGAAUUAGAAAAUUCUAUUUAUAACUAAAUGAAUUUCUAUCGAUUCACCUAUCUUCUUACUCGAGAAAGAAAUGAGGAAGAAAAUGGUGCUACCAGAUGGAUCGGAUAUCGGAUGUAGGAAAUCGCAGAGAGUCCAGGAGUUCUCAAUUUUUCAACCUUGUAGGUUUACCGGAGAAGGCAAUGAAAAACCACUUUAGUUAUUGCUUCUCGGAAUAUCGCUGUAGAGAGAAAUCUAAAAAGCUCCCUAAUCCCAGGGUAGUCCUUUGGUAGGCGAAUCACAAAAUAACUCUCUCUAAAGUGAUCGCCAACGUCAAGAUGUGGCGCAUUGCAGAAAAAGAAGAAAAGAGGACCUCGAAGAUUUAGAAUUAGGCCCUUCGGCAAUAUCGAUUCCUGGCGAAUCGCACGGAUUAAUCGCAGCGUUGCUGGAUGACCAGAAUUAACGCACCCCGAUGUCGGUGCGACCGAAACGCGGCGAGCAAAUUCGCAAUUCUUUCAGUAUUAGUCGAAUACGCGCCGACGAUUAGGAGCGUGACUACGUUUGUAGGAGGUACGCAGAUACAAAGUAUGUGACAAUAUAUACCUCAUGGCUUUUCGACUACCGCGCAUUAUUAACUUGCGACUUUUUUGUAAACGUAAAUUAAGGAUCACGCGAGCCACCGAGAGAGACGUGCGUCGCAACGCAAAAAAACCCGAGAUUUCGAGGGCGAUUUCGUCGCCGGGUAAUCGAAAAUGGUCAAUAGCGCGUCACGCGAAGAAGAUAUGCGAUUUCUUCCAUAUUUCGUACGAUCCUGUACUUCGACGCUUUAUCAGUCGUUUCCCGCAUAUGCGAUCAAUUGUAAAAGCGCAAAUGGCUAUCAAUCAAAUUAAUGGAGUACGAAAUUCAUCUUCGCCUUACCGCUCUCAUCGAUUGUACCAGCAAGAAUCUAUUUCUUUGAUCGAUUAUCUUACUCUGUACACAUCAUUAAUUCUCGAUCGUCUGUUAAAACUGUAUAAACUUCCUGUCUAAGAAACUAUACAAAAUCAUUGUUUUAUUGUAUGUGUUCUUGUAAAAUUUUUGUUUAAAUUAAAAAAUUCGAAGUAAUUCGAGUACUGUUCUCAUGCAGAAAUUAAAGAGGGAUUUCUGUAGAGGAUUAAAAAAUAAACUUGACUAAAGUUUUUAACUCGAUUAAAUUUCUUCAGUUCAAAUAUUUGUGUAUUUAAGUUAAAUAUAUCAAUGCUUAAAUAUAUAAAUAUUUAAAGUUCAAGUAUUUUAUAUAUUUGAAUUAAAUACAUAAAUACCGGAACUAAAAAAAUUUAAUCAAGUUGAAAAAUUUAGUCAAUUUAACAACUUUUUCUCAGUAUAAAGUUACAUGCGACGGUCUCAGAGCAACUGAUACAGAUUGUAAAAUAGUUAUGAAACACAUGAAACAAUUAAGGAAAAAAGAAUGGAUAAAUGAUUUUGGAUACCAAAUUUUAUGGAGUUCAAUAAUUUAAACAAAAAUGUGAAAAUUAGUCUAAAAAUUUGUCAUCUAGACAGGAAUCUCUUUUAAGCCAAUUUUCCAAUUCGAAAUAAAUAAUCUUCAAGUAUCCUGAUUUAUUCCGUUUUCAAUUAACAUCAUUGCCUUGUGUUUGAAAUUUUUUUGAAACAAAACACAUUAAGUCAAUCAGACUCGCAAUUGUCGAUCUUAUGCGAUAUGAUGUGUGUGAGAAUGAGCAGCGUUAAUUAACGUGCGUGCUAAUCAUUUUGUGCGUUCUGAUCGUCUCUGAUGGGGGAUCGUGAGAUUCCUCGUGUAAGCAAUUCGUAUGUGAACGAUCUCUGGAUCGUAGAUAAGAAGGACCGAAACCGAUCGCGCGAGACCCAGCCAAGAAACGGAAUCGGUUCUCGCAAUAAAAUAAUCCGUGUAUGACAGCCGUACCAUUUAUUCACAGCCGAAUGUAUGAUAUUCAACAUGGCGAUGAUUAUUACGUAAGUUCUGUAAAUAAAUAUAUAUAUACAUAUAUGUAUAUAUAUAAAUAAAAUAUAUUUAAAAAACGA